This is a messenger RNA of Sphenostylis stenocarpa, 213 nucleotides long. NCBI's taxonomy places the organism in Eukaryota, Viridiplantae, Streptophyta, Magnoliopsida, Fabales, Fabaceae. The record is from the annotation of a GenBank genome assembly.
AUGAGUGAUAAGCUUCACCUUCAUACUAAAGAUGCUCAUGGCCACAAAUAUUUUUCUGAUGAAUUUACGUGGCUAAAUAACAGUCCUACCAAAGGGGGUGAGCACCAUGCACAAGAGACCAAAGAGAUACAGUACUAUAUGAAACUAUAUGCGCAUCACCCCCACCUAGUUUUCUGUUUCGUGGCAAAGACAAAUUUGGAUGUUUUAGUUUAA